AUGAGGGGCAGUGAUGGGGUUAUCAUAAACACCUUUGAUGGCAUUGAAGGAAGAGUCAUCACAGCCUUAAGCAAUGGGUUGUGCUUGCCAGAAGGAACUACUCUGCCGAUUUUCUGUGUUGGACCCGUGACCGCUGCUUUCACAUCAUCGUCUGCUUCUUGCGGAGCAGAAGAUAAUGUGAAAGGGUGUUUGCGUUGGCUUGACUCGCAGCCAAGUCACAGCGUGGUGUUCCUGUGUUUUGGGAGCGAGGGAGCAUUUUCCAGGGCCCAGUUGAAAGAGAUUGUUGUUAGGUUGGAGAAGAGCGAGCAGUGGUUUUUGUGGGUGGUGAGACUGAGGAGCGAGUCUGGCUCGGAGGAGGAGGAGGCGAGUUUGGACGAGUUGUUGAUCGGGAGGAUCACGGGAGCGGGGCAGCCAAGAGAAGAAGCGGAACCGGUGCGCUGGAUUGCAGAACGGACCCGGGAGGGGCUCCUGCAAGGUGGCAUGGCGGACAUUGACAGAACUUUGCUGUAUGCGCUCCAGAUGGAAGACGGGCAGUCCACGGAUGAGGAGGUGGACCAAGAGACUGAUGCUCCCGCGGGGGAAGAGGAAGGUGCUGGAAAUCAGCCCCAGCCCGACCCGGAGGAUGAGGGAGGGGCCGAAGUUGGGGGGACCUCCGGAUCGGUAAAGAAGGCUUCUCUGGAAGGCGAUCACGGGUCCGAUCCCGUCCAGGAGGAAGGGCGGUCGGUCGCCGAGGAAGAGGACACUCGGGGUCCGGCCUCAAAGAAGCACAGGGUGGAGAGCCAUUAA
Molecule: messenger RNA, 786 nt
Organism: Lotus japonicus
Lineage: Eukaryota; Viridiplantae; Streptophyta; Magnoliopsida; Fabales; Fabaceae
Product: UDP-glycosyltransferase 71K3-like
Exons: 2
Coding region: 1-786 (261 amino acids)
Source: RefSeq, a predicted model, not a curated record